GAGCUAGCUGGCCCGUGUUAGCCACCUAGCUUAGCCCGUAUAGUUGCAUGUUGUUUACAUGUCCGUAACCGGAACCGUGGACGUUGCACGAGUCUCUCAGCGGGUUGACACCAUAGAUGUUCUGGGUCAUCUCGAUAGUAAACAGUUAGCGCAAAAGCUGCAGGACGUCAAAGUUUAGAGAUUAAUCCUUUGUUUGACGCAAGACUGACGUAACAACUGAUGAUGAUAGAAAAAACAGAAACAUGCUAAAAAUCCAUUUGAAAUGUCUCCGACGCCGUAACGUCACGGAGGAGCGUCAUCGUGACCCAUCUGACCGGUGCAAAGAGGUCCAGCAGAUCCGAGAUCAGCACCCCAACAAGAUCCCUGUCAUCAUUGAGCGAUACAAGGGAGAGAAGCAGUUACCUGUUCUGGACAAGACCAAGUUCCUGGUGCCGGACCACGUCAACAUGAGCGAGCUGGUCAAGAUCAUCAGGCGUCGGCUGCAGCUGAACCCCACGCAGGCCUUCUUCCUGCUGGUCAACCAGCACAGCAUGGUGUCCGUGUCCACGUCCAUCUCCGAGAUCUACGAGCAGGAGAGGGACGAGGACGGCUUCCUCUACAUGGUCUACGCCUCGCAGGAGACCUUCGGCUGCUAGGGAGGUGGCUGGUGGAGGGGGGAGGGAGGGGGAGAGCGGGGAUGUCGUCAGGCGUUGGGAGAGUUGAGGGGGAGAGAGGUUAGACGGGGAGAACAAGAAACCACCAAACUCCACCAUCCUCUCGUCUUUGUUGCGUCAGUCAGUGACCUCCCCUCCCGCCCCCUCCCUCUCUCUCUCUCUCUCUCUCUCUCUGACUCUCUAAUCGAGCACCUUCGUCAUAUUGGUCAGUAAACACAACACUAGCUACAAAAGCCUGACGACGUCCUCAAGAGUCAUAGAUCAGAGUCAGACCUUUUCUCUCUUAUUUUGAAAAGGGUGGGACAAACCAACCGGUGACUUUGGAGGGUUUAGAAGCCAUCCGCAAAGUUCCACAAACACUCUAUUGAUAGAUGAGAUAUGAUUGUUUGAUUUAUUGACAUCCUUUAAGCUACACAGGUACAGUGGGGUCCAAACGUCCGAGACCACGGCGUCGGACCUUUGGACCCACCGUUCUGUUCGCGCGUCAGACGAGCUGCUGCGACGCUCGGUGACGUCACUGAUACAGUUUUAGAGUUUUAAACCCUCCGAGGUGAAAGACAGCUUCGCCGUGUCCCGUCUAUAUCGUUGCUAACGGUGGAGAUAGAAGGUAGAUAUAAAUAUCGUGACUGUUGUUUCACUUAUUUUUAAACUCAAGUAUUUUUUUUCUUUUUGAUUAGCGUCUUUAGUUCGAAGCCAUAGUUUUAGUUUGUGUUUUCAUGAGUAGAUCUGAGUUUGUUUGAUUCAUACAUUUACCGUCAGCCCGGAGCUCGACUCGCCAACCAGACCAUCAGAAGUGACUGUAAUCCUCCUUGCGCCAACAGUAAUUUCACACGUGCAAUAUUUGUCCCUCCCUCCUCCACUGUAAAGCUACUGUCAUGUGUCACUUCUGGGUCCGACGGGUCCGUUUGCGUCUUUCACCCCGUUCACACCUGACAUUAAAGGGGCAGUAAGCAGAUUCUAGAGCAAAACUCGUUUUGUAAAAAUGACAGCAGAAACAUCCAGGACACGUGUGUGAUCUUAACGUGUGAUCGGAUCUCUCGGGACAAAUGUUUAAACACCCCCCCCCCCCGAGCACAAAUACACCUUAGUAUCACUACUCUACCUGUCUUCCUUGCACAAGUCCCCCCCAACCCCACAUUCAAUGUCACGAAAAGCCAAUCAGGUGAAGCAGAUUAUUUUACAGGCCCGCUCGCUUGCUUUUCACGCUUUGGUUUGUUUUUCGGAAGGAUAGAACAGAGAGAACGAACCAGGCCCAACAGUUUUUGCGUAAUCCUGCUGAAAAACAAACAUGCAAACCGGUGAAAACAGAAAAAUGCACAAAGGUAGGGAAUGACAAAAAUGUUAGGAAGCAAAGCAGUUAUCAAGUUGGACUCUGACUCUGUUGGAGAGGAGGAGGCGGCGGCGCCGGAGGAGAUCCCGCCUCCACAGUGGCAAACGAGGCGCCGCGUGGUCACAGGAUGUUUUUGUUUUGACGCUGUGAUAUUUUUAUUUCCCUCAUCCCGUUAACGGACGGUGCAGUGAAACGCCAAAAUGAUUCCGUCUUUUUAUAACGAGCUGGAGACGUGGACUUAAUGAGAAGAUGGUGGCUCACUGUCGUUCCUCCACUGUGGCAGCGGCGGCGGCGCCUCCUCUCGGCCUUGUGUUACGGAGCUUGUAAAGAUUUUGCCGCGCGCGUCAUGGUAGCUUAGAUUUGAGCAUUAGACAAAAAUACAAAGUAUUUAACGUAGGAAAUGAAUGAGCUUCUUUUGCACAUAAAUUAAUACAAGUGUAAAAAGAGUUGGCAUAGAGGUCUUUUUUUGUUUUUAAGAAUUACUGUAUCUCUAUAACGAUGAUCUUUUUGUAUCUGUAGAGCUGCUGCUGCUCUGUGUCUGUCCGUCUGCCUUUCUUUAACAAAAUAUGUAUACACAGAAAAAAGGUUAUGAUGCACUACAGGCAUUGCAUGUUUUGAGUUUUUUUUAUAAUGUACAUUGAUUUUACACUAUAGAUAUAACUGUUUCGUUUUAUUUAGAAAAAAGUCUUUUUUGAUGUUUCCCAAACCAAAAACAGGAGAUAAGUGUAUGUGUUUGAAACAAACAAACAAAAAACAACUGUGUGCGUAUAAACGAUCAUAUAAUCAAUAUAUUACAAAAGUGUUUUCUCUAGGCUUUAUGACACUAUCACUGUUUGGAGGGGUGUACAUAGACCCAUUGCUACAUUAUUAAAAGCAUUUGCCAAUUAAUAAUGAUGAUAAUAAAAAAAAGUUGCCUUUAAA
Molecule: messenger RNA, 2904 nt
Organism: Scophthalmus maximus (turbot)
Lineage: Eukaryota; Metazoa; Chordata; Actinopteri; Pleuronectiformes; Scophthalmidae
Gene: map1lc3a
Product: microtubule-associated protein 1 light chain 3 alpha
Exons: 4
Coding region: 243-635 (130 amino acids)
Biological process (GO): autophagosome assembly; macroautophagy; cellular response to nitrogen starvation
Cellular component (GO): cytosol; autophagosome; autophagosome membrane
Molecular function (GO): ubiquitin protein ligase binding
Source: RefSeq, a predicted model, not a curated record